AGUUACGCGACGUGGUUCUCUUCACUCUGCGCUAAGUCUGCUUCCGCAGAAAAUCACUUACACCGCAGCUUCCACGCAACAGCUUCGCCAUGCAGCGUACGCUUUUGUGAUGCCAGAUACCAACGAGUCAUAUCAGCCGGACGGCCUCGGGCAAGCGUCGCCCGCGACCGCCGAAUCCUCCGCCAAACCACCACUCUCUGACGACGACAUCCUCGACAAGCUGUACGAAGUCGCUCUCCUGCUUGAUGCUGGGAUAGACAAACAGACAAUCGCGACGUGCAUCAAACUGUGUGAUAGUGGAAUGAGUCCUGAGGCGUUGGCUAAAAUGAUCUCCGGGCUCAAGGAUGAAGCUACUUCGCAUCCUGAGCGAUAGCCUGGCAAUCUUUUCUCAGCCAAAUUCCACGGUUGCUCAAGUUAAAUUACUUGUGAU
This is a messenger RNA of Myxozyma melibiosi, 430 nucleotides long. RefSeq lists its product as uncharacterized. NCBI's taxonomy places the organism in Eukaryota, Fungi, Ascomycota, Lipomycetes, Lipomycetales, Lipomycetaceae. Gene Ontology annotation, biological process: gamma-tubulin complex localization; mitotic spindle assembly; microtubule nucleation by interphase microtubule organizing center. Gene Ontology annotation, cellular component: spindle; centrosome; interphase microtubule organizing center. The record is from RefSeq and is a predicted model, not a curated record. The coding region runs from base 110 to 373 and encodes 87 amino acids. The transcript is spliced from 2 exons.